Miscanthus lutarioriparius is the source of this 786-nucleotide messenger RNA. The record is from the annotation of a GenBank genome assembly. Lineage: Eukaryota; Viridiplantae; Streptophyta; Magnoliopsida; Poales; Poaceae.
AUGGCGCCGCCAGCCGCUGCGGUUGCCGCCGUCCGCAACCACAGCCCGCACCUGCUCCUCCGCUGCGGCGGCGGGGGUCUCCUCCCAUCGCCUCCGGGCCCCGCCACGCUCCCCUUCGCCUCGCGGGAGCCUCUCCGCCUCCUCUUCCUCCCACGUCCCCGUACGCCCUCUUUCACCGGCAUCGUCGAGGAGGUCGGCCGCGUGCGCCGCCUCGGCCCGCCGCUCGCGCCGUCUUCUGGCGGGGGCGGCGGCGGCGAGGCUCCCGGACUCGACUUGGAGGUCGAGACCAGGGACCUCCUCGCCGGGACGCAGCUCGGCGACAGCGUGGCGGUCGACGGCACCUGCCUCACCGUGGCGGCGAUCGACCCGGCCGCGUCCACGCUCACCUUCGGCGUGGCGCCGGAGACGCUCCGCCGGACGUCCCUGGGCGGCGGGCCCCGGGCGACGGCGUCAACCUCGAGCGCGCGCUCACGCCGUCGUCCCGCAUGGGGGCACUUCGUGCAGGGCCACGUCGACGGGACUGGGGAGAUCGCCGCGUUCCGGCCGGACGGGGACUCGCUCUGGGUCACCGUGCGCGCGCCGCCGGAGAUCCUCCGCCUGCUCGUGCCCAAGGGCUUCGUCGCCGUCGACGGCACGAGCCUCACCGUUCAGUACACGCAGGACAACAUCGUGCUGCCCACCAAGAAGGUCGGAGACAAGGUGAACCUGGAGGCGGAUAUACUGGGGAAGUACGUCGAGAAGCUCCUCGCCGGGAGGGUUGAGGCCAUGGCGAAGGUUGAUUCGUGA